Lacerta agilis (Sand lizard) is the source of this 804-nucleotide messenger RNA. Its product is annotated as C-type lectin domain family 4 member M-like. The coding region runs from base 205 to 804 and encodes 199 amino acids. The transcript is spliced from 7 exons. NCBI's taxonomy places the organism in Eukaryota, Metazoa, Chordata, Lepidosauria, Squamata, Lacertidae. The record is from RefSeq and is a predicted model, not a curated record.
AGAUCCAAUGCAGCUUCCAGAUCCAAUGCGGCUUCCAGAUCCAAUGUGUCAUCCAGAUCCAAUGUGUCAUCCAGAUCCAAUGUGUCAUCCAGAACAAAACUAAAAAGAAGAAGAAAACAGGCCCCUGCAAAGGGAAAGCUAGCUGCUUUUUUGCAUAAUAUACAAGACUUCUUUCCAUCUUCCAUUGGUAUAUUUCUUGCAGUAAUGCUGUGCCUGAUCCUAUUUUUCGCCGCACUCGGGACAACUAUUUUGUAUAUUCAGGGAUCAGGAACGUCACCUGCUGUAGUAAAAGCAUUUAAGAACAUUAAGGAUUUUAUGAUAAAAAGGGAGCCAUCUCUCAAAGACAAGAAUGAUGCUGAAAUAUUUCGUGAAACUCAGAAGUUAGCAGACAAACUGGUUGACUUGAUCAUCAAUGUGACUGAAAUAGAAGAUGAAAUUGAGGAUAUUAGUAAAAAGCUUCGUCAGCAAUGGGUGCCGUACAAGGAAGUCUUAUAUUUAUUUGAAGAUAGAACGAAGCCGUGGCACAAAGCAAUAACAGCUUGUGAGGAUGAAAAAUCCAUGCUGAUUACUAUUGGAAGUCUUGAAGAGGAGGAGUUUCUAGAAAGAGGAACCAAUACUGCACAUCAAGACUCGUGGAUUGGUCUCCCUUAUAAGGAUGGGAAAUGGCAAUGGUAUAACGGUAUUAAUGUUGGAACCACUUACUGGAAGGCAGGUAUGCCACAUGAAUUCGAUAAGAAACCUUUGUGCCAUCCUAAAAGCACAUUGCUCUACCCCCCAAAAAUGCUGGGAAAACAUUCCCUGUGA